CGCCCCGCGCCAGUCCCCCGGGCUUCCCGCACUCCCUUGGCGCUGCGUGGUCCUGCGCUCCGAGCUCCUUGCGGUUGGCGGCUUAGGCAGCGCGGUUUCUUACUCAGAGACCUUCUUUGGGCCCGAGGUGCUUUUCCACAUGACUGUUGACAGUCCAGGUGGGGUCGAUGCUGGAGAAGGUACUUGGGAGAAUGGACGAGACCUGUGAAAUGAAAUACAAAGUAAUGGACAGCCCUCUGGGGAAGAUGGAGAUCUCUGGUUGUGAGCAGGGUCUGCAUGGGAUAAAGCUGCAUGGCGGGAAGACCCCAGACACUGGGCCGGCGGAGGCCGCCACUCCCGCUGAGCAGCUCGGAGGUCCCGGGGCGGUGCCGGAGCCCCUGCUGCAGUGCGCGGCCUGGCUGGAUGCCUAUUUCCGCGAGCCCGCGGCCCUCAAGGGGCUCCCCGUGCCCGCGCUGCACCACCCCGUCUUCCAGAAAGAGUCAUUCACCAGACAGGUGUUAUGGAAGCUGCUGAAGCUUGUGAAAUUCGGAGAAACGGUUUCUUACCAGCAAUUAGCAGCCCUGGCGGGCAACCCCAGAGCAGCGCGGGCCGUGGGAGGAGCCAUGAGGAGCAACCCUAUCCCCAUCCUCAUCCCGUGCCAUCGAGUGGUCUGCAGCAGCGGGGCCAUGGGCAACUACUCUGGAGGCGUGGGCGUGAAGGAGUGGCUGCUGGCCCACGAGGGCAGUCCCGCGGGAAAAGCGGCCCGUGGAGGGGGUUCCCGUGCCGCCGGAUCCUGGCGCGGGGCCCUGGGUGGCACCGCCAGCUCCCAGCCCACUGGCCGAGACUGAGUGUGCAGUGAGCAGCUUGCUGGGCGUGGGGUGUGUGCUGGGAGGGUGGCGGG
Molecule: messenger RNA, 880 nt
Organism: Dama dama (fallow deer)
Lineage: Eukaryota; Metazoa; Chordata; Mammalia; Artiodactyla; Cervidae
Gene: MGMT
Product: O-6-methylguanine-DNA methyltransferase
Exons: 6
Coding region: 168-827 (219 amino acids)
Biological process (GO): DNA repair
Cellular component (GO): nucleus
Molecular function (GO): methylated-DNA-[protein]-cysteine S-methyltransferase activity
Source: RefSeq, a predicted model, not a curated record